AUUUGUAAUACCUGUCGUGCAUCCAUUCAUUCUCCACACGAGAGCGGAGGACACCACGGUCAUUUAACAAGCUUCCCGAAUCUACACAACAGUUCGUUACUUAACAUUACCGAAUACUGAUAACAAAUACUGAUAACAGAUACAAUAACAACAGUUAACAAGAACGCACCCACUCACACACGCUAUAUAGAAAUCACGCUUUCGGUAUUGAUGGUAUCUGUAAACCCUAAUCAAACCCAAGCUUUUUACUUCUUCGAUCCUUCAAAUAUGGGUCUUCCCGGUGUCAACCAACUUCCACCUCCGCCGCCACAACCACCUACUAGCGCCGCCGCAUCCACCACUUCCGAGGACCCGAAUAAGAAGGUCCGAAAACCUUACACGAUUACUAAAUCCAGAGAGAGUUGGACUGACCAGGAGCACGACAAGUUUCUAGAAGCUCUCCAAUUAUUUGAACGUGACUGGAAGAAGAUUGAAGCCUUUGUUGGUUCAAAAACAGUUAUCCAGAUACGGAGUCAUGCACAAAAGUAUUUUCUCAAAGUUCAGAAGAGUGGAACAAGUGAACACUUACCUCCUCCUCGGCCAAAGAGAAAAGCGGCUCACCCAUACCCUCAAAAAGCUCCAAAAAACGCUCCUACUGCAUCCCAAGUCACAGGGCCAUUGCAAUCUUCCCCUGCUUUUGUUGACCCAGCAUACAUUUAUAGCACAGAUUCAUCAUCUGUGCUUGGAACACCAGUUACUAGUCUGCCUUUGUCAUCUUGGAACUACAAUGCUAAACCACUAGCCAGUGUGCCACAAUUGACUACAGAUGACACGGGAUGGACUGGAUCUGGACAAGCUGCUCCACUUAAUUGUUGCAAUAGCAGCAGUAAUGACAGCACUCACCUGGCUUUGCCAAGUAGUAAAGGGAUUAAUCAAGGCAAUACGGGCAAGCCAGUUCAUGUCAUACCAGAUUUUGCACAAGUAUACAACUUCAUUGGCAGUGUAUUUGAUCCAAAUUCAACUAAUCACCUACAGAGAUUAAAGCAGAUGGACCCAAUAAAUGUUGAAACGGCACUGCUGUUGAUGAGAAACCUCUCCAUUAAUUUAAUGAGUCCAGAAUUUGAGGAUCAUAGGAAGCUACUGUCGUCAUAUGAUGCUGACAGUGAAAAGGAAAAGUUUGCUAAUCCAAGCAGCAGCAAAGCCAUGACUGUUGUUAAAUCUGAAAAUGCCGUUUUUUCUGCUUAGGGUGUUAUCAGUGGUUUGUCUUGAAGACGGGGCUUUCCAAUUUAUUUUGUGAAUACAUAAAAUAGGAGAAAGAGGAGCUGAGGACAAAAGGUUUUGCUAAAAAAAAAUUGUAGAGUGUAAAUGGUUGCAUCAUGCAUGUACAUAGAACACAUAUAUUAUUUGUGCCUUUUUGAUAAAUUUCUUGUCUGUCUGCCCUAGUAUUUUGUAUGGACUAUGCGUAUAAAGCACGAAGAUGGCUGUGCUAGAAUGCAGGUUUAGGUUACUUGUGGAGGCUAUGAUGUACAGUUCGUUGAGUACUUUCCAGGGUUAUGCUUUCAAGCUUCUUUCAAAUAUUAGUACGGAAGAGCGGUUUUAGGAUUUAGGAGGUGCUGUUUAUGUUGUAUAUACACUAAUAAAACAUCACUGUGGAUAGUUAAGUUUGUUUACAUGCAUUGUGAAUACUUGAAUAAGGCCAAGGUCAUGAAAAGUCUAAGUCUGAUCAAUCAAUGAAUUCAAGGUUUGGUCUGUAAUAUAUUAGUAGAUUUAUUUGGUUUGGUAUCUACUAUGUUAGUAGAUUUAUUUGGUUUGAUAUGUAAUAUGUUAGUAGAUUUAUUUUUAUGUGAGUUUUGACAUUUUUAAA
Molecule: messenger RNA, 1843 nt
Organism: Lathyrus oleraceus (garden pea)
Lineage: Eukaryota; Viridiplantae; Streptophyta; Magnoliopsida; Fabales; Fabaceae
Product: protein REVEILLE 5
Exons: 8
Coding region: 211-1224 (337 amino acids)
Molecular function (GO): DNA binding
Source: RefSeq, a predicted model, not a curated record